AACCUCGUCAUCUUGUUCUAUAAAUUCAUCCGUACACACUGGAUGCUAUGCACAUAUCUGAACUAAAUCACCUAUCAUACUUACAAAAAUUUUCAACUUACAGUAUCAAAAGUUCUCGAUAAAAAUGGCUGGGGCCUCAAAUGGUAGAUUUUAUGGCUUUUCGGGAGACUUAACAGUUGUUUUAGUUGGUAGCACGGGAAGUGGAAAAAGUGCGACAGGAAAUUCGAUCCUUGACCGAAAAGCAUUCAAGUCAGUCGCUACGUUUGGCCGCGUGACAAGUAUGCAACAAGCCACCGUGUUAGAAGAUGGGAGAGUUCUCAAAGUGAUUGACACGCCAGGUUUGUUCGACACAACUAGUAACCGUGAAGAUGUUGAGAAAGAGAUUGUAAGAUCCAUACAAAUGUCUAAAGAUGGCCUUCAUGCUCUACUUUUGGUUGUGUCAUUGAAAGUUCGGUUCAGUGAGCAACAAGUUGCAACUAUUGAGACCUUGAAGCAUUUGUUUGGAGACAGAAUUCUUGAUUAUACGAUUGUCACUUUUACUGGAGGGGAUCAAGUGGAAGAAGAUCAAACAUUGGACGAUUACUUGGCCCGUUCAUGUCCACCAGCUUUGCAGGAUCUACUUGAAAAGUGUGAAAACAGAAAAAUAGUGUUUAAUAACAAGGCAAAGGAUAAGGAGACCAAGGCUCGGCAACGCGAACAAGUUUUUGCUCUCAUUGCCAACAUUCUUGUGAGAAAUGGUGGAAAGCCCUACACAUAUGAUAUGUAUGAACAAUUCCAGAAGGUAAUUGCUGAAAGGGAAUAUCCACAACGGAAAGGGAAUAAAGCAUUAGAAGAGGAGGAGUUGGAGCGACGCGUCGCAGCAACGGUUAAUGAGAAGCUGACGGAGUGUGACGCAAUGAUCAGUAAGUAUAAAGAAGAGGUGGAGAGACUUCAAAAAGAGCUCUAUAAGCGCAAUAAAGAGCAGCAAAGUUGCAAACACGAACAAGGGCAGCAAUGUUACACUUGCAAACCUGCAAAAGAGGAGCCAUGUGGCCCACCGGUGAUUCCCGGUGUGCCGCAACAGCAGCCGGUGAUUCCGUGUGUGCAGCAGCAACAGAAGCCGGAACUAAAUCCGGUGGCUCCGUGGGUGCAGCCACAACAGCAAUGGAUAGACAGAAGAGGUGUUAUGCCGAAGCCCACGGGGUGUGUUGUGAUGUGAUCAAUAUACGAAGCUCCUUCGGUCUUAUAAAAAAAUUAAUAGUUCAUUUUAUUGUACUAUUACAGUACAACAAAAUAUACUUUUUUUUUUUAAGACCGAGGGAGUAAUAGCAAUUUCAUCAGGAUGCCAUCUUUACUCUCUAGCUAGUACCUUUCGGAGCUAUAUUGAAGUGCAAUAAAGUGGAACUUGUUAAACUGUAAUACUAUGUAUGGAAGUGCAAUAAAAUGAAGAAUGUGUGUAUACUUUUGUAUGAGAAUUGUGUUGCUGUGAAUAAGAUUAUGAUCACUAGUAUAAUGUUGUAUUGGACUUGUCUAUUUCAGUGAACUUAAUAAACAUGAAUCAUUUCGUC
Molecule: messenger RNA, 1547 nt
Organism: Oldenlandia corymbosa var. corymbosa
Lineage: Eukaryota; Viridiplantae; Streptophyta; Magnoliopsida; Gentianales; Rubiaceae
Source: the annotation of a GenBank genome assembly